Messenger RNA from Ipomoea triloba (trilobed morning glory), 768 nucleotides. Its product is annotated as glutaredoxin-C9-like. Lineage: Eukaryota; Viridiplantae; Streptophyta; Magnoliopsida; Solanales; Convolvulaceae. The record is from RefSeq and is a predicted model, not a curated record. The transcript has a single exon. Bases 71 to 493 code for a protein of 140 amino acids.
UUCACACCACAAACAAAAAACACCUCUCCAUCUCCUUCUUGCAAACAAAAAAAUCAACUCAGAACAGAAAAUGCAGGUGGUUAAAGAGUCAUCAUCGUCCCGGAUUAGAAUGGACGUUGCCGGCGCCGGCGCCGGAGACGGGCUAGCGGCGGCGAUGAGCAUGCAGUCAAUCUACGAGCGGGUCCGCUUCCUGGCCUCCGGCAACGCGGUGGUGAUCUUCACCCUCAGCGGCUGCUGCAUGUGCCACGUGGUGAAACAGCUCCUCUUCGGCCUCGGGGUCGGCCCCACCAUCGUGGAGCUCGACCGCGACGCCGACGGCCGCCAAAUCUACGCCCUCCUCCUCAAGCUCGCGGGGUCCACCCCCGGCAGCCAGCCCGUCCCCGCCGUCUUCGUGGGCGGCAAAUUCUUGGGCGGGAUCGAGACCGUCAUGGCUUGUCAUAUCAACGGCACUCUCGUCCCUCUCCUUAAAGACGCCGGAGCUCUCUGGCUCUGAUAUGAUCUGAUCCCAACCCAUACAUGACCAGCUUUUGUUUGUAGUAACAUAGAAUAUAUUAUUAUUAUUAUGCAUGCCGGCCGGGAGGGAGGGAGAAUCAUAUCAGGGCGUUUGAGGGGACAAACACAAACAUUAAAAAUAUCAGAGCUCAGAAGAUGUCUACCAUGCAUGAUCAAAGCCUCUGAACUUUUACUGUUAGUAUAGUGCCUAUGUAGGAGAAUUGCUUUUCAUUUCUAGUGCUAAAAUAUAAUUUAAUAUAGGGCUUUUAAUUAUAU